AUGUCUAAAGUUAUAAUCAAAUGGAGUACGUUCUCCUACAUUUUGAAUACAGCGCUGUCACUGAUGCAGCAGGUGAUUUUUACCUGCUACCUAACAACAUACAGUGUGGCAUUAUGGUCAGUACUGGUGAUUGACAUAUUUUUUAUCAUUUACAUCCUGUACAAUAGCACUCCCCGUUUAUUAGUUAUCCAAGGUGCCAGAUGCUGGGCUGCACACACCCGUUUGCUGAUCUUUAAAAUUAUAUUCAUUUAUCUGUUCAUUUUACCUACGGGUAUAUCUGAUAAGGCACUUCUGUUGAGGGGAUUGGUAUCUAUGGGGAAUGAGAUUUCAUUAGUUAACUCAUUGACAGUGUUGAUUUAUGUGUUAUGGAUUUUUCAAAUAGGGACAAUGAUCUACAAUGGUAUACGGAAAAUCUCAAUUGAGCACAUGUUACACAUUGAAUUGGCGCUGCGGGUAUUUAUUGAUUUAAUGGACAUUAUAGAUGCAACACAUAACUUCAUUUUCGAGAGAAAUGUGCAAUUUUUGGGUCAUUUUGUUCUUUUCGGAUAUGUAAUAUCACUCUACUUCCAUGGAUAUUCUUUUCCCCGUAUGGGAGUUGAAAAGUAUCUUAAUUUGCCAGAUUCGACACAUAGUAUUUCAAUUGGAGCCAAUGAAGAUAUUAAUUCCAGUGGAGACGUUAGGUAUUGUAGGAAGAAUGCUAUAAUUGUCGGCACUUGGUUCGUUGAUGUAUUAAUUGGAUCUUGUCGCAUUGUAGCCAUUUAUAUUACUAAAAACUCUGGGUUUUCUAUUUUUCUGAUCAAAAAUAUCUACUCUAUAGUUUUGUAUUUCGGGCUAUUCAGCUCCAUAUCCAUAAUCCCCAAGUUACUCAAGUCAAAUGAAUCAAUGUCAGGUCAUCUAUCCGAAAACAAAUUUGAUCUUAAAAAAAUUGGAUCUGUCAAAACUCAAUUUUCAAUCAAAUCUAAACAGUUUGACAAGGUAGAUAAUCAGAACUAUUUAUGGUCAUCCAAGGAAAGCAAUAAGAAUUAUUUCAGUAAAUCUGGUAUUUGUUUAAGUCCCAAUUUGUUCGAAUAUUUGUAUAAGAUUACUUCUAGCCUUGAAUUCUCAUCCAAAACAGACUUACAUCACUUCCUAAACCCAACUUGCGUCCAGUUUAAUUACAAACUUAGGAUUAUAUUUCCAUAUAUUUCUUUUGUAUUUCUCAAGAUCUUGUUUGUACUUCUUUUUAACUUUGCCACCAAUCACAAUAGUUAUAACACUGAUUUCAUCACUGCUUAUUUUACAGCAGAUAGCACGGAUGCAACAGCACAGAUUGAUAAGACCUAUGGACAUUUGGUUAUUGCAGUAAUUGCAGCUAUUUUUUUGUUAAAUUUCGCAUGCUUCGUAACAAUUACAACUCUUUUUGAAGCAAUAUUCAGCGGGCUAUUCGCUGCCAUUAGGUUUUUAUCUUUUAUCGCAAUGUUAUCUCUUUUCUCCCAGUCCAAACUGCUAAACAUGAUAGUGACGAAUUUAAACCUUAUGAUUAUGAAAUCAUUGGGUAAUCAUAUUCUUUGUGUAUUCGCUAUCUGGCCAUGUAUUAAUCUACUUUCCAAUAUGUACCCUUUCAUUUCGGCGAUCCUAGGAAAACAGUUUAACAGCUACAUAAUCCUCUCAACGGACAAUUUUGGUGAUACCAGGGAUCAAGUUGGUGUGAUACCUACUAAUACACUCAUUUUGCUUGUUACUGCUCAAAACCUUCUAUUGCCAAAAUCUAUGUACAAAUAUUUCUCUGGCAAUUACGUGGUGUCAACCUAUAGGCUUAACAUCAUGCUCUCAUGGGUGCACACAAGAAGAGUUUUUAUGUCAAUUUACAUGCGUAUACUUUUACUUCUGAGUGUGGGUAAUGCUAGCUAUUCAAUAUAUAUACCAAUAUUUGGAAUUCACGCUUUAUUUCUAAUGCACUACUUGUUGUCAACUCGCACGGUGCGCCAUGCUAUAAUUAACAAGACUGAACUGCAAAGGACUCUUAAAGAUGCAAACGAAGGUUUGAAGGGUAAUGUCGUUACGCGCGACUUUGAUGGAAAUGUGUUUACUAGCACGUGUAAAUUACUACCAGACUUGCUGUAUUGA
Molecule: messenger RNA, 2106 nt
Organism: Babesia microti strain RI
Lineage: Eukaryota; Apicomplexa; Aconoidasida; Piroplasmida; Babesiidae
Product: conserved Plasmodium membrane protein, unknown function
Exons: 6
Coding region: 1-2106 (701 amino acids)
Source: RefSeq, a predicted model, not a curated record